AUGAGACAGCCCAGUUCUCAAGGAAUCAUCCCCAAGGCGAAGAUAAAGACCAUCAAGCUAUCGCUGGCAAUCAUCACAGCAUUUAUUGCCUGCUGGAGCCCGUACUUCGUGUUCGACAUGAUCACCAACUUCAGCGAUCUGCCCGAGUCCGAGACUAAGAAGCGUGCCUCCCUCAUCAUCCAGAACCUACCGGCUCUCAACAGCGCCAUCAACCCCAUUAUCUACGGCUUCUUCAGCACCAAGAACUGCGGCAAGUUCAGGAGAAUCAAGUGGGUGGACUGGGUGGCUGUGCGCAUCUUUAACUGUGAAGAGCUGGAGAAGAAGGGCCAGGGAGGAGCCGUCCCACCGAGGCGCCGCACCUUCCAGUCCACCCUACAGGAGACCGUGAUAGGGCCACAGACCACCACCUCGUCCAUAUCACGGGACGUUUCCUCUAAUGCGGGACGACGGUGCGCUUUGAACAACUAGAACUUGCUCAUAUGUCACUGGA
Branchiostoma floridae (Florida lancelet) is the source of this 490-nucleotide messenger RNA. RefSeq names its product neuropeptide S receptor-like. The coding region runs from base 1 to 468 and encodes 155 amino acids. Gene Ontology annotation, molecular function: neuropeptide receptor activity. Lineage: Eukaryota; Metazoa; Chordata; Leptocardii; Amphioxiformes; Branchiostomatidae. Gene Ontology annotation, cellular component: membrane. The transcript has 3 exons. Gene Ontology annotation, biological process: G protein-coupled receptor signaling pathway. The record is from RefSeq and is a predicted model, not a curated record.